Messenger RNA from Prorocentrum cordatum, 333 nucleotides. The record is from the annotation of a GenBank genome assembly. NCBI's taxonomy places the organism in Eukaryota, Dinophyceae, Prorocentrales, Prorocentraceae.
AUGGCAGUGCGGCGCUUCGUGGGAGCGCUGGCGCGGCGCGCCGUGGAGGCGCUGGCGCGGCGCUUCGUGGAGGUGCUGGCGAUGCUUACCGUGGACGCGCCGGUCGUGAUCAUCGCGCUUGCGGCGGAGUCCGUGGAGCUGGUCGCGAUCGUCGCGCAGCGGGUGGAGGAGGCCGCCGUGCUGAUCCCGUCUCUCGUGCUCCCAGCAGUGGGGGCGCUGGUGCGGCGCUUCGGAGGGUCCCAGAUGCGUCUCAACGUGCCGGCGCUGUUCGGCGCGGCAGUGCAGGCGCUGCGUGGCCUGGGGGCGCAGGUGCUGCCCAGAAUCGAGGUUUAG